This is a messenger RNA of Colletotrichum costaricense, 966 nucleotides long. RefSeq lists its product as uncharacterized. Bases 1 to 966 code for a protein of 321 amino acids. Gene Ontology annotation, molecular function: catalytic activity. NCBI's taxonomy places the organism in Eukaryota, Fungi, Ascomycota, Sordariomycetes, Glomerellales, Glomerellaceae. The transcript has 2 exons. The record is from RefSeq and is a predicted model, not a curated record.
AUGACCGGCGUGCUUGCAGAUGAAAUUCUAGCCAUCCGCGGCGUCAAUAAGGAGGACAGACAAAUAUCUGUUAACACUACACAUGCAGCUGUCUGGUUUGGCUGUAUAGCUACUGUAUUCCUCGAUGGUGUCGAUGUUGUUAGCAUGGUCAAGCAGGGCCAGCUCAAGAGCCUUCUGCCUGAUUGGGAACGGGGUUGGACCGACACUCCCCUUAAAUACCGUGCGACUGGCCUCUACCUAACCAGCGAUCCUGAAGUAUGGUAUUCUCUUUAUGGUAGCAUGAACGCUGAUCUAGUCCUGCGAUCUAUCGGCGUCGACCCAUUAGCACCAAUCAGUUCCAACGACGAGGCAGCCGUGCACAUUGCUGAGAGCACCUCAAAGCUUAGCCCAGAGAAAAUGGAGGUUACAAAUCUGUUAAAUGGAUUUUGCGGCAGUAUCUGCUUCACUCCUAAGCAGUGGCGCGAGUCUGAGAUGGGACGGUCCCUUUCUAGGCACCCUCUAGUCAAUGUAAAGAAGCAGGAGCAGACGAUGCCUACACCGCCGAUCGCGUUUCCGCCUCUCAGCUCCAACGACAAACGACCCUUGGCAGGGGUUAAAGUUGUGGAAAUGACCCGGGUUAUCGCUGGACCAGAGAUAGGGACCAUUCUUGCUUCAUACGGCGCAGAUGUAAUUCGCGUUAACCCUCCACACCUUCCGGACAUUAACAUCAUGCAGCUAUCAUUGAACGCUGGAAGAUCUUUGGGACUUCCGAAUAACGAGGCCGUUCUUCUUAGCUUGCCCAUUUCCGACAUGUCCACCGGUGUCUUGGGCGCGGUUGGCGCAAUGCUAGGACUGAAGCGGCGCGCGACUGAGGGGGGAAGCUACUACUCAUACGCCAGUCUCGUGGGCGUUAAUGCCUAUGCCCUUACCGAAGAGGUCGGUCUCUACCCUGAAAGCACUGUGGUAGAAUGCAAGCAGCGCUUCUAA